AUCUGUAAAUCUCACACUUUUUCCCGCUUUCUGUUGUCUCAUUCUAUCCUUUUUGGCGGCAAAACUUCACCACCUCCGUCAUCAUUUUCCGGCGAAAUCCGUCGUCAUCAUUCCAACCGCUUAAAACUCCGGCGAUGAAUUCGCGAGACCUGACUCUCGUCUCCACUGCCGCCGUCGCCGGCGCCUUAGCCUCCGCAUUCGUUAUCCGUUUGUUAGUAAACCCUAGCAAGAAGAAGCUGGUCACCACCGACACAUCUACUUCCGAUGACGUGUUGCAGAGGAAAUCAUCUUCGAAUGAUCCGUACGAUUCGUCUAAACGCAAGGGAUAUUUAUCGUGGGAUGAUUAUUUUAUGGCGAUUGCGUUUUUGUCGGCUGAGAGAUCUAAAGAUCCUAACAGGCAGGUUGGAGCAUGCUUAGUGAGUCAAGAUGAUAUAAUACUCGGCAUCGGCUACAAUGGGUUUCCACGUGGUUGUUCUGACGACAAACUUCCAUGGUCAAAGAAAUCCAAGAAUGACAAUCCUUUAGAGACAAAAUACCCUUAUGUUUGUCAUGCUGAAGUUAAUUGCAUCCUGAACACAAAUCACGCGUCUGCUGCAGGGCAGAGGCUUUAUGUAACAAUGUUUCCUUGUAAUGAGUGUGCAAAAGUUAUAAUUCAGUCUGGGGUUUCUGAAGUCAUUUAUUUUGUGGAAAAAAGCUUGGAGAAUUCUGAUGUUAUUUAUGCUGCUUCUCACAAACUUCUAUCUCUGGCAGGCAUAAAAGUUAGGAAACAUCAGCCGAAGAUGGAUCAGAUAUUACUCAGAUUUCUCGAGACUUAGAACCUCAUUUUACCUUAUUGUUGUAUGUGUGUUUUUGUUAGCGUUUUUUCUCGCCCUUGAAUGAAAUAAUCAGACAUGAAGUAAUUAGGGUGUUUAGUGAUUAUAGAACUUUUUCUAGUGAUGCAUUGUACUUCUGUUACUAUGAUGUUUCUUGGUCGACUCUUCUAUGUAACAAUAUCGAAUGCAGUUAUCGGUGAUUGAUGCAUGUUUGGUGGCAUUAACGUUGGAUUU
Messenger RNA from Helianthus annuus (common sunflower), 1046 nucleotides. RefSeq names its product deoxycytidylate deaminase. NCBI's taxonomy places the organism in Eukaryota, Viridiplantae, Streptophyta, Magnoliopsida, Asterales, Asteraceae. The record is from RefSeq and is a predicted model, not a curated record. Gene Ontology annotation, molecular function: catalytic activity. The coding region runs from base 135 to 815 and encodes 226 amino acids. The transcript is spliced from 9 exons.